GCAUCCCGUCGCACGAUCCAAGUGGAGAGACCUGCUGAAGAUGAGAAACAUCUGGAAGCAGGAUGGUGCUGCAGAUCGGCAGAUCGAGAUGCUCAAGGACUCGGCUUUCAUCAACGAUGAGAUGCCUCCCGAAUUCGCAAAGGCAGUGCAUCAGUCCAUGGAGGUAAGGCUCUUCUUUCCAGAUGAGGUAGUACAGCACAAGGAUCAGCCCGCAGAUGUCCUCUACCUGGUCUGCGAAGGCCAAAUUGAGCGGUUGUCUGAGGGCAAGAAAUCGAUCAUUGAUGUUGGGGGCAUUUGGGGUGAAGCCGGGCUGCUCUCGGACAAAGACGGGCCUUCUGACACGCUUACCGCGAAGACCCCCUGUGGGGUGCUGGCCUUGCACCGCAAGAACAUGAUAGACGUCUUCGACCACUUCCCUGAGGCCAAGGCACAGUUCGAAGCGAUUUCAAGGAGGUCACGGGAGGGCGUCUUUGAGGCUGGCGGACAGUCUUGGAACAUCUACAGGAUGUCUUGCUUCAAGGAUUGUAGCAGCCGGUUUCUCUACCUGCUGGACUUGCACCUGGAGCGCCACAUCUUCUUCAGUGAUGAGACCGUUGUCGUCGAGAACACGGAGGGCGAGGACAUGUACAUCCUGUACAGUGGCACGAUGGAAGUGAAGGCUUGCUGCUGA
Messenger RNA from Symbiodinium pilosum, 670 nucleotides. The record is from the annotation of a GenBank genome assembly. NCBI's taxonomy places the organism in Eukaryota, Dinophyceae, Suessiales, Symbiodiniaceae.